AUGCUAAAAUCAACAGGUGUCGGCGGCGUCGGAACCGCUUUCCUCCAACAACUCUCCAAACUCCCCAACGCCCCCUCCCUCAUCCUCCUCGCGCGCUCGUCCCAAACUCUGCUUGCGCCAACCCCUUCAUMCUCCCCAGCCAUCCCAGCCGCAGACUGGGCAACAGCCUCUUCAGCACCCUCAAUCACUACAACCGGUACCCUGACCCCUACCGAAGUCAUAUCCUACCUCUCCUCUGCCCCCGGCCGCUCCGUGCUCGUCGACAACACAUCCGACCCAAAAUUAGCCAGUGCAUACCCGGACUUCCUCAAAGCUGGCAUUUCCAUCGUCACACCAAACAAGAAGGGAUUCUCGUCCGACCUAUCUCUAUGGAAAGAUAUUUUUGCUUCUGCCGCAGCCGGUAAAGCGCUCGUCUACCACGAAUCGACCGUCGGCGCCGGUCUCCCUGUUCUCUCGACAUUGCGCGAUCUCGUCGCCACGGGUGAUGAAGUCACACGUAUCGAGGGCGUAUUUUCAGGCACUUUGUCCUUCCUCUUCAACACUUUCGCCCCCGUCUCUGCUGCCUCUGGACCAUCCGCAAAGUGGAGUGAUGUAGUCAGCCAAGCCAAGGAACUCGGCUACACCGAACCCGAUCCUCGCGAUGAUCUCAAUGGUAUGGACGUAGCACGCAAACUGACCAUUUUGGCUCGUAUCGCUGGUCUGGAAGUCCAAAGUCCCGAUUCGUUCCCUAUCGAGUCCCUGAUUCCCGCCGAACUGGCAUCGUUGCCUGCCACCUCGGCUGGUGUGACAGAGUUCAUGACCCGUCUACCGGAGUUCGAUGGUCAGAUGGCCACGCUCAAGGAAGAGGCCGAAAAGGCGGGUAAGGUUGUGCGGUACGUUGGUAGUGUGGAUGUUGGUAAGAAGGAGGUCAAGGUCGGAUUGCAGCAGUUCCCCAAGGAUAGCGCAAUUGCCGGGUUGAAGGGCAGUGAUAAUAUUAUUAGCUUCUAUACCAAGAGGUAUGGAAGUAAUCCAUUGAUCGUGCAGGGUGCUGGUGCUGGUGGUGAUGUGACGGCUAUGGGUGUUACGGCGGAUCUUAUCAAGGUUUUGGAACGAUUGUAA
This is a messenger RNA of Talaromyces amestolkiae, 1098 nucleotides long. RefSeq lists its product as uncharacterized. NCBI's taxonomy places the organism in Eukaryota, Fungi, Ascomycota, Eurotiomycetes, Eurotiales, Trichocomaceae. Gene Ontology annotation, molecular function: homoserine dehydrogenase activity; aspartate kinase activity; NADP binding. The coding region runs from base 1 to 1098 and encodes 365 amino acids. Gene Ontology annotation, biological process: aspartate family amino acid biosynthetic process; L-homoserine biosynthetic process. The record is from RefSeq and is a predicted model, not a curated record. The transcript has a single exon.